AUGGCAUCUCUUGUCGAAUCCCGGGAGAUCAAUGGAUCUGAUCUGAUCUCUGCUCUCCAUCUCUCACAGCAAGCGCCUGCGAUUCUCGGCCAUGAUCUCUCUAAACCCACACCGACCAGUUCAUCCUCCGCAGAUACGGCAGAGGAGUAUAAACGGAUUGAGCAACUUUUCCUCGCCUGUCUGCGAACAGGUGAUGAUCAAUCCGCUCAGGCCUGUCUUGAUCGAUUGAGCCACCGGUUCGGUUCCUCCAACGAGAGGGUUAUGGGGCUUCGUGGCCUCUACCAGGAGGCGACUGCUAAGGAUAAUUCUGCCUUGGAAAAAUGCUUAAAGGAAUAUGAAGCUAUCCUCGUGGAGAAUCCGGUCAAUAUGCCUAUCCUGAAGCGUCGAGUCGCCUUGCUCCGCUCGCUUCACCGGCCGACUGAUGCAAUCACCGCUCUCAUCCAGCUGCUUGAUGCUAUUCCAACCGACGCGGAAGCUUGGUGCGAACUCGCCGACCUAUAUCAGUCCCAAGGCCUAGGUGCACAAGCCAUCUUCAGCCUUGAGGAGGCUCUUCUCAUCGCUCCUAAUGCCUGGAAUCUCGUUAGCAAGUCGGUCCAGCAUUUCUGUCGAAGCAUCGAGCUCUGUGAUGAUUACCUUCGCGGUUUUUACGGAUUGGCUUUGGCCUCAUCUCGCAUGCUAGAACCCGACUUUGUGAAUGUCGUAGCGCUUCCGAAGAAAACCGUUGACCAGCUGCAACGCUUUUCUCUUGCACGACUCCAAGAACUUGUCCAGUCCCGGUCGGUAGAUGAUCAACAUUGGGCAUCUAGCCGCAGCGAACUUAUCGCUGCUAAAGCCCUAUUGAAUCGCCUUCAGUCAACCCAAUAA
Messenger RNA from Penicillium verhagenii, 864 nucleotides. RefSeq lists its product as uncharacterized. Gene Ontology annotation, biological process: protein folding in endoplasmic reticulum. The transcript is spliced from 4 exons. Gene Ontology annotation, molecular function: protein binding. Gene Ontology annotation, cellular component: EMC complex. NCBI's taxonomy places the organism in Eukaryota, Fungi, Ascomycota, Eurotiomycetes, Eurotiales, Aspergillaceae. The coding region runs from base 1 to 864 and encodes 287 amino acids. The record is from RefSeq and is a predicted model, not a curated record.